CAAAAAUAAAAUUACUAAUUUCGCUAUAUGGAUAUAAAAUUAAAACAUUAAAACUAAUAUGCUUUUGCUGUAAGGUAUUUCCAUGAACAUUUAUGUGCAAGCGGACUAAUGAUGACAUCGAUAUCGUUAUGUGAACUAUGCAAUAAAUCUUCUAGUAAAUAUUGUUGCCCGCGAUGUAACAAAUUAUACUGCUCAUUGACUUGCUACAGAUCAGAAAAGCAUCUACAAUGCUCUGAGACAUUUUAUCAAGAAUGUGUUAUCAAAGAAUUAAGUACUGUGAAUAAAUGCCCACAAAAAAACAUAAAGCAGAUGCUAUAUUGCAUGAAUCGUGAUUAUGAAGAAACUGAUGAGGAUCAGGAAUUGCUUGAUUCUGAUGAGGAAGUAUGUGCAAAUUUAGCCGAGAGAUUGUCCAAUUGUGAUUUAAAUGAUGCACAAUUGGUUUGGAAUGCUUUGAACAAUGAUGAACAUCAAGAAUUUCAAAGUUUACUUAAUUCCAAAGAAAUUUAUAAUUUGGUUCCAAAAUGGAAUGCUUGGUGGGAAUGUGAUCAGGAGAUACGACUUAUAGAAGAAAUUUCGGAAGAUGCUGCAACAAAUUUGGAACAUCCACCUAUUAAAAAUAUUAUAGACAUCAAAAUUUCAACAUCACAUCGACCAGCUGCUGUAGUGAAAUAUAAUAUUAUAAAUGUAUUAUCAGCGUACACAUUAACUGCUAGGUAUUUUAAUGGAGAGCAUCAUGAAAAUUGCUUGGAAUCGAGUAUUUAUUUAUUAAACUUAUCAAACAAUUUAUCUAACAACGAAAAUUUUAACAAUAUUCAAGAUGCAAUUGCUUCUGUUCAUUCAGCACAUAAUGAUGAAAGUUUAGGAUAUGAUAUUCUGCAAUUAGAUUUGAAAAGUAUCUUAUUCCCAAAGGUCAAACAAAAUAAUUGCUAUAUUUUAUGUGCUUUAUCCGAUGCUUAUAAACUCUUUGAGAGUAGUGUGCAAAUUAUUGGACCACACAAACAAAAUGAACCAGAACUCAAAAAUCGAAUUUUACGAUUUUACAAAUAUGUUUGUUUGUGUGAUUCUGAUUGA
This is a messenger RNA of Ctenocephalides felis (cat flea), 1071 nucleotides long. RefSeq names its product zinc finger HIT domain-containing protein 2-like. The coding region runs from base 109 to 1071 and encodes 320 amino acids. NCBI's taxonomy places the organism in Eukaryota, Metazoa, Arthropoda, Insecta, Siphonaptera, Pulicidae. The record is from RefSeq and is a predicted model, not a curated record. The transcript is spliced from 4 exons.